Messenger RNA from Funneliformis mosseae, 189 nucleotides. The record is from the annotation of a GenBank genome assembly. Lineage: Eukaryota; Fungi; Glomeromycota; Glomeromycetes; Glomerales; Glomeraceae.
CUAAUAGUUCUUAUUGAAUUAAUUGAUGAUUUAGAAAUAUCAUUUCCAUCUAUAAAUAUUGAAGCUAAAAUUGAUAAUAAUAUGGCUGAAUUUUCAGAAACAGUUGAAAAAGCAUCAAGUGAAGUUUCAGAAUUUUCAAAUUUUGAGCAGAAUUUAGAUAAAGAAACGGAUAUUAAUGAUGAAUAUUAG